This is a messenger RNA of Closterium sp. Yama58-4, 3378 nucleotides long. The record is from the annotation of a GenBank genome assembly. NCBI's taxonomy places the organism in Eukaryota, Viridiplantae, Streptophyta, Zygnematophyceae, Desmidiales, Closteriaceae.
AUGGCGGCAUCUCACCACACAUCGCUAGUCGCCACGGCAAGCAAAAUUGCCAGUCCGCGGCUGCCGUAUUCGUCAGCCGUGUCCCGCCUCUCUGCCGCGCUCGCUUCGUCGUCGCCCCUCGCUGCCCCGAUUUGCGUUCCUCUCCGCCUUCCCUCUCCCCAUGGCACCGCUACUGCCGUAGCCGCCACUGCCGCAAUUCCCUCUUCCCGCCGAAUCGCCUCACCUUCCGCCAAGGCGGCGAGAGGACCAUUGCGCUGCGCGCGCCGCCGCCUGACUGUGUCCGUGCGAUCGGCGGAAGGGGACUCCGCGCGCGACCUAUCAAUCUCCGGGGAAUCGCAACCGGCGGAACGAUCACCGGUGGAAGUAUCUGCGGCGGAAGCGCAAUCAGCGGAAUUUCCAACAGGGAAAGCAGUAGCGAGAGCGGAAGCGGAAGUUGCCAUUGUUGCAAGCGCGGAUUCGGUUGGCGGAGGAAGCAUCGCCGGAAAUGAGGCGGCGGCAGAGAAAGGGAACUGGUCAACGUCGUGGGAGCCCAAGGCAGCGCUGGGCGUGCUGCUGCUGUCCGUGCCCGUGGUGCCCGCGCUGCCGCGCUGCCAGUGGUCCGCGCCGCUCUACUUCGGCCUGCUCGCGCUCUGGGCCGUCUACGUGGGCAGUCACCGCAGCCUCACGCGGCCCCCAGUGCAGGCGGUGAGCAUGCAGCAGGGCAUGGCAGUGCCCAUCCUCUGCUCCCUCGCGCUCUUCUCCCUCUACUGCCUGCUGCGCUUCGCCCCGGACCUCGACCUGCGCCUGCUCUUCUCCUCCUACCUCACGCUUGUCGGUGGGGUUGCAGUGGCCAGCCACCUAGCUGACCCGCUCAAGGCCGCGUUGCCCAAGGAGAUCAACGACCGGCUGUCCCUCACGCUAGACAUCCCCUCGUGGCUAUUAGAGAGCUCCCCUUCCUCCUCCUCCUCCUCCUCCUCCUCUCCCUCCUCCUCUCCCUCCCCCACCCCCUCCUCUUCCUCGUCCCCACCUGCACCAGCAGUGCUCACCCUCUCUGCAUCCGACGUGCUUUCUGCUGCCCUGGGCAUGGCGAUGGCGGUGGCAUCAAUGCAGCCGUCAGCGCCCUUCUCCCUGGGCAACAUCGUGGCUGUCUGCAUUGUCUCCGAGGUGCUGCAGAUGCUCUCCCUUAGGAGCUUCGCGGUGGCGUCAGCAGUGCUGGUGGGGCUACUGUUGUACGACGUGUUCUGGGUGUUUGGCUCCUCGCCCAUCUUUGGAGACAACGUCAUGGUCACGGUGGCCACAGCGGAUGCUCUGGUGGGACCCAUGAAGCUCGUCUUCCCUCGCUGGACGGUAGACGCGUCAUCACCCUACUCCAUUCUAGGUCUGGGGGACGUGGCAGCGCCAGGCCUGCUCAUGGCUCUCAUGCUCCGAUUCGACUCGCACCGCUCCUCCUCCUCUGCUGCCGCCGCCACCUCUGCUGCUGCUGAGCCUGCUUCUGCAGACGCUCAUUCCAGGGAUCCGGCAGCACAGGCCGACAGCAGCAGUACCAGCAGCAGCAGCCACAGCAGCAGCAGCAGCAAGGGGACGGCGGUGGUGGUGGCAGCAGCGCCGGACGGAGCAGGGCUGGAGGACAAGACAUAUUUCCUCGUGUCUGUUGCCUCGUACCUCGCUGGCCUCGCCAUCACCAUCGGGGUGAACACAGUGACAGGGGCAGCGCAACCGGCCUUGCUGUAUCUGGUGCCGUCGCUGCUGCUGGGCGUGUCAGCAGCUGCAGCAGCGCGCAGCGAGCUGGAUGUGCUUCUGCGCUUUGAUGACACUGCUAGUGGGGAUGGCAUGGAGGGGGGGAGGACGGGUCUGCUUUUUAAGCCUCCUUCUACGCUAGCAGGCCUUAAUUUCAGCAGCCGAAAAGGCCUGCAGCCAGCGAUGCCGACGGUGUCGCAUUCGGCCUCACCGCGCCGCGUCGCUUUCCCGAUUCCCCCCCCGUUCCUCCCGCUCCUCGUACUUUUCCUAGUGCUUGCCGGCCCACCCCGCUACACUACAGUGACAGCAACGGAAGCAGGAAUGGACGCAGCAGCAGUCGCAGUCGCAGCGACACGGGCGCCACCAGUAGCAGCACCGAGUCAAACGUCUGACCGCCAGGAAGCGCGCGUGGCACUUCUCGGGAAGGAGGUCCCUUUCACCGCCCCGCCAGCCCCGCCGCCGGCGCCAGCGGCGACGACGCCGAGUAACACGACUCUCGUGCUUCUGCCCGACAACCCAUACGCCGCCAAAUGCCUCGAUGGCAGUCCCCCGGGGUACUAUUUCCGCGCGGGCGUGGGGGAGGGGCGGCGCAAGUGGCACGUGUUCCUGGCGGGGGGCGGGUGGUGCGCCACGCGCGCGGAGUGCGUUGCGCGCAGCAAGACGUACCUGGGCAGCUCGCGCAUGUACCCCGCUGAUCCCUCCGCCUACGCGGACGCGCCAUGGAUGAAGCCCGGGUACGACGCCAUUCUGAGCGCCAAUGCCAGUGCCAACCCAGCAGUGCAUGAGUGGAACCUGGUGCGCGUGCUCUACUGCGAUGGAGGCGGGUAUGCCGGCACCAAGGGGCGUACCAAGCUCCCUGACGGCACCAGCAUUUACCUGGAUGGGUGGAAUGUCUUUCGAGCUGUGGUGCAAGAUCUGCGGGGAAAUCGCGGCAUGGAAUCUCCGUCCGACAUUCUCCUUUCGGGCAGCUCGGCUGGCGGGCAGGCGGUGGUGAACCUCUGUGAUUGGCUGGCGGCGAGCUUCCCAAACGCCACCACCCGAUGCCUGGUGGACUCUGGGUUCUUCAUGGACGCCAAGGACCGGCUGGGCAAGCAUGGCUUCAGAUCGCUGGCUCAGAGCAUCACAGCGCUGCACCGACCGUACAACCCUAACUGCACCUUGGCAGCAAAGUCUGCCCAGCAGUGGAAGUGCUUCUUCCCACAGUACACCCUACGCACUGUCGCCACGCCCGUUUUCAUCUUCCACACUCUCUUUGACUACAUAGCAGCCAUGCUGGGCAACCAGUUACCCAAGGACAACACAUCAUAUGCCGCUAACUGCGUGAGAGAGGUCAUAAACACGGCACCCACGGCUUCCUUUCAAUUCAUUAAGCUCAAGAGAGUGAGCUUAGCUGCUGAGAAACCGCCUGCGGUGAAUGUCACUUGCACGGCAGGUGAAAGGGACGCUGUGAUGGGAGUGGCGCUGGCUGUUCAUAACCAGAUAGUUGCUAUCGCGAGCGAUCGGCCGUCGAUCGGAGCGUACGUUCCUACAUCAUCUGUACAUACUGCCAUUACAAAUAGGUUUUGGACGGUGCCUUGGAUCAAUGGCACGUCAGUGUGUGGUGCUUUUAAAAGUUGGUCAAGAGGUUCGCCUCAGGGUGUUGCCAUGCUCAUCCAUAGCUAG